This is a messenger RNA of Betta splendens (Siamese fighting fish), 7167 nucleotides long. RefSeq names its product protein kinase D1 (gene prkd1). The transcript is spliced from 21 exons. Gene Ontology annotation, biological process: protein phosphorylation. The coding region runs from base 460 to 3168 and encodes 902 amino acids. The record is from RefSeq and is a predicted model, not a curated record. Lineage: Eukaryota; Metazoa; Chordata; Actinopteri; Anabantiformes; Osphronemidae. Gene Ontology annotation, molecular function: protein serine/threonine kinase activity; ATP binding.
UCCGUCCACCGAGCAGCUGAUUAGCAGCUUCCCCGUGAAGCCCCGCUCAGCUACGUCUCCUCCUGCAUCCAUCACUCAUCGUCCUUCAUCCAGGAGGGUUCCCUCUCUCCUCUCCUCCCUCCUCCUCCUCCUCUCCAUCCUCUGUUGACGUCCAUGGCUCUAUCACCCGCAUCACCGCUUUCCACCGCUCUCGGUCCAGUCAUGUAGUCAUUAUGGCUCUGCUAAUUCGCUCUGCGUUCACGUCGUUCCUCCCUCCUGCGUCUUUCCUCUUACUUUUCUUGUAGUUCAUCAGUCGCCGUUUCUGUCGGAAACUCUGCUUUUCGUGGGGAUUUCCGCGUCUGCGAGCGUCUCCACGGUCUGCGUCCGUCUGGCUGCUGUCGGCUCCGGCGCGGUCCUUUCUCCUCAUCGUGACUUAAUUGUUUCCGGGCAGAGUUGGAAGCCACCGGGGACACGGCUCACAUGAGUGCGCCUCCGCUGAUCCGAGCGCCCAGCCCGCUGCCGUUCGCAGGGGGCACCACCAUCAGCAGCUCCGGCACCGCGGGAGGAGGAGGAGGGGGCGGCGGCGGCGGCGGCGGAGUGAUCUCCUUCCACAUCCAGAUCGGACUGAGCCGGGAGCCCGUGCUGCUGGACGCCGCAGAGCUCAGCCUCAGUCAGGUCCGGGAGGUGGCGUGUUCCAUCGUGGACCAGAAGUUACCAGAGUGUGGUUUCUAUGGGAUGUAUGAGAAGAUCCUGCUGUUCCGUCAUGACCAGACGUCAGAGAACAUGCUCCAGCUGUUGCGCUCGGCCUCUCAGAUCCAGGAGGGAGACCUGGUGGAGGCUGUGCUGUCAGCUUCAGCCACAGUGGAGGAUUUCCAGAUCCGUCCCCACUGUCUGUUCGUGCACUCGUACCGAGCUCCCGCCUUCUGUGACCACUGUGGGGAGAUGCUGUGGGGACUCGUACGACAGGGACUCAAAUGCGAAGGGUGUGGUCUGAACUACCACAAGCGAUGUGCCUUUAAAAUUCCCAAUAACUGCAGCGGCGUCAGGAGGCGGCGUCCGUCCAACGUGUCCUUGACUGGGGGUCUGGUCAACUUAGGGCGGCCUCUGUCGGCCGAGCCCUCGCCUCCACACUACACCGACGAUGCUUUACUGUCUCCGGUCAGUCCUAGCAUGGAGCAGAAGAACCAGCUGGAAUACUUUCCCGGCCGAGAGCGUCGGUCCAGCUCCCAGUCAUACGUCGGCCGCCCCAUAGAACUGGACAAGAUCUUGUUGUCAAAGGUCAAAGUUCCUCACACCUUCCUGAUCCACUCGUACACCCGACCCACUGUUUGCCAGCACUGCAAGAAGCUGCUGAAAGGCCUCUUCAGACAAGGCCUUCAGUGUAAAGAUUGUAAAUUUAACUGUCACAAACGAUGUGCUCCUAAAGUCCCCAACAACUGCCUGGGAGAAGUUUCUAAAAAUGGAGAGCUCCUGAGCCCGGGGGCGGAGUCAGACGUGGUCAUGGUGGAGGGUUGCCUUGACGACCAUGACAUCGACAGAGGCGGCGGGCUGAUGGACGACAUGGACGACGCAGGGCCCAGCGACUUCUGUGACCUGCACGACCCCGACCUGGACGAGUCCAACCGAGCCAUCAGCCCAACCACCAGUAACAACAUCCCACUUAUGCGAGUGGUGCAGUCUGUGAAACAUGCCAAGAGGAAGAGCAGCAACGUGAUGAAGGAGGGCUGGAUGGUCCACUACACCAACAAGGACACCCUGAGGAAAAGACACUACUGGCGGCUGGACAGUAAAUGCAUCACACUGUUUCAGACCGACACAGGAAGUAAAUACUACAAGGAGAUCCCUCUGUCGGAGGUCUUGUCUCUGGAACCAGCCCAGACGUUCUCUUUGCUCCCUGACGGAGCCAACCCUCACUGCUUUGAGAUCGCCACGCUCUCGCUGGUUUACUACGUAGGAGAGAACCUGCAGCGAGCCGAGUCGUCGGCGCUGAGCAGCAGCAGCAUCCUGAUCAGCGGCGUGGGCCAGGAUGUGGCUCGGAUGUGGGAGAUGGCCAUCCAGCACGCGCUGAUGCCGGCCGUUUCCACGGGAGUGUCCCACAGCUUCCACCGCAGCGGACACAAGGAAGUUUCCAUCAGUAUUUCUGUCUCCAACUGCCAGAUCCAGGAGAACGUGGAUAUCAACUCCGUGUAUCAGAUCUUCCCAGACGAAGUUCUAGGCUCCGGACAGUUUGGCAUCGUUUACGGAGGUAAACACAGGAAGUCUGGACGCGACGUCGCCAUCAAGAUCAUAGACAAACUUCGCUUCCCCACCAAACAGGAGAGUCAGCUGCGCAACGAAGUGGCCAUCCUGCAGAGUCUGCACCACCCGGGCAUAGUCAACCUGGACUGCAUGUUUGAGACCCCGGACCGGGUGUUCGUCGUCAUGGAGAAGCUCCAUGGAGACAUGCUGGAGAUGAUCCUGUCCAGUGAGAAAGGACGACUGCCGGAGAGGAUCACCAAGUUCCUGGUGACACAGAUCCUGGUCGCUUUACGCCAUCUUCACUUCAAGAACAUCGUCCACUGUGAUCUGAAACCUGAAAACGUGCUGCUGGCGUCCGCUGACUCCUUCCCACAGGUGAAGCUCUGCGACUUUGGCUUCGCUCGCAUCAUUGGGGAGAAGUCGUUCCGGCGCUCGGUGGUCGGAACGCCGGCGUAUCUGGCCCCCGAGGUGCUGAGGAACAAAGGCUACAACCGCUCUCUGGACAUGUGGUCGGUGGGAGUCAUCAUCUACGUUAGCCUCAGCGGGACGUUUCCGUUCAAUGAAGAUGAAGAUAUUAACGAUCAGAUCCAGAACGCUGCCUUCAUGUACCCCCCUCAUCCCUGGAAGAAGGUCUCCCAGGAAGCAAUUGACUUAAUUAACAACCUUCUGCAAGUCAACAUGAGGAAGCGGUACAGUGUGGACAAGACCCUGAGUCACCCCUGGCUGCAGGACUACCAGAUGUGGCUGGACCUGCGGAGCCUGGAGUCCCGCAUGAACGAGCGCUACAUCACCCACGAGAGCGACGACCUGCGCUGGCACCACCACGCUCAGCUCAGCGGCCUGGACUACCCACCGCACCCGGGCAACGGGCCCCGCGACCUGGGCCAGAGCAUGGAGCGCUACCAGGAGCAGGAGCUGGAGACGCUGAGCGAGAGGGUGAGCGAGCUGUGAGACUGAGCUCCUGCUCCACAGCAACAACAAAAGCACCAUCUCCCUUCAGCUUCAGCGUCAACAGGAAGCUUCACCACCUCAUAGUUCCUAGAAGUAGAUUUUAAACGUAACUGCUCAUGGGUGAAUUAACUCACAUAUGUACAGUAGUAAAUGAUGGAUUCAUAUUUGACGCCAAGAGAACACGAGCCCCAAAACAACAAAUACGCAUCUUGUUUCUGUGUUUCUAUAUGAUCAUGUCUACAUGUCAGAGCAAAAUGCUGAGUCAAAAUGAAAAAGCUGUUGUUGUUUUUUGUUUUUUUCUUGCUUCUUUAAACAUUGUUGUUUGACCUCCAAAGGUGGAAAAAAAACAAACCUCCCAGUUUGUGCCACAUGACUGAUGCUUACACUAAUGGGUCGGCUUCCUUCUCAUUUACAACGGCUCCGUUUCAUCUGGACCUAAUGUAAAUAAACGUUUCAAUUCUUCAUCAGAAUCAUACAAACAGUGAAAUGAUUCUAGGUGAAUCGCCAAACUGUUGAGCAGCAGAACUUUACUGUCUUGACUUCCCACUGUUUUGCAUAGUUCUGUUCACCUGCUGCCUUCAUGUGCGUUUAACAGAAACCUCAAGGCCUCGAACACAGGAACUCGAUCAGAACCUGCAGCUUUACUCUGGUUAUACCGUCUUAACUUCUUCAGUACUGAUGAAACGUUUGGAGCCUGUUUUAGUGUUAGACUAGAGCGGCUCUACCUACGUCAGAACGGCUCUACAUACGUUAGAACAACUCUAUUUUAGAACAGCUCUACAUAUGUUAGAGCGGCUCUAUAUACGUUAGAACGGCUCUACAUAUGUUAGUACAGCUCUACAUACAUUAGAACAGCUCUAUGUUAGAACAGGUCUACAUAUGUUAGAGCGGAUCUAUAUACGUUAGAACGGCUCUACAUAUGUUAGUACAGCUCUACAUACAUUAGAACAGCUCUAUGUUAGAACAGCUCUACAUGUGUUAAAACGGCUCUACAUAUGUUAGAACAGCUCUACAUAUGUUAGAACAGCUCUACAUAUGUUAGUACAGCUCUACAUAUGUUAGAACAGCUCUAUGUUAGAACAGCUCUACAUAUGUUAGAGCGGAUCUAUAUACGUUAGAACGGCUCUACAUAUGUUAGUACAGCUCUACAUACGUUAGUACGGCUCUACAUACGUUAGAAUAGCUCUAUGUUAGAACAGCUCUACAUGUGUUAAAACGGCUCUAUAUACGUUAGAACGGCUCUACAUAUGUUAGAACAGCUCUACAUAUGUUAGAACAGCUCUACAUAUGUUAGUACAGCUCUACAUAUGUUAGAACAGUUCUAUGUUAGAACAGCUCUACAUAUGUUAGAACGGCUCUACAUAUGUUAGUACAGCUCUACAUACGUUAGAACAGCUCUAUGUUAGAACAGCUCUACAUGUGUUAAAACGGCUCUAUAUACGUUAGAACGGCUCUACAUAUGUCAGAACAGCUCUACAUAUGGUAGUACAGCUCUACAUAUGUUAGUACAGCUCUACAUAUGUUAGAACAGCUCUACAUACGUUAGAACGGCUAUACAUUCGUUAGUACAGCUUUACAUAUGUUAGAACAGCUCUACAUAUGUUAGAACGGCUAUACAUUAGUUAGUACAGCUCUACAUACGUUAGUACGGCUCUAUGUUAGAACAGCUCUACAUUCGUUACAAAGGCUCUACAUACGUUGGAACGGCUCUACAUACGUUAGAACGGCUCUAUGUUAGAACAGCUCUACAUACGUUAGAACGGCUCUACAUACGUUACAAGGGCUCUACAUACGUUAGAACGGCUCUACAUACGUUAGAAGGGCUCUACAUACGUUAGUAAAGCUCUACAUAUGUUAGAACAGAUCUAGGUUAGAACAGCUCUACAUAUGUUAGAGCGGCUCUAUAUACGUUAGAACGGCUUUACAUAUGUUAGUACAGCUCUACAUAUGUUAGUACGGCUCUACAUACGUUAGAACAGCUCUACAUUCGUUACAAAGGCUCUACAUACGUUGGAACGGCUCUACAUACGUUAGAACGGCUCUAUGUUAGAACAGCUCUACAUGUGUUAAAACAGCUCUAUAUACGCUAGAACGGCUCUACAUAUGUUAGAACAGCUCUACAUAUGUUAGAACAGCUCUACAAAUGUUAGUACAGUUCUACAUAUGUUAGAACAGCUCUAUGUUAGAACAGCUCUACAUUCGUUACAAAGGCUCUACAUACGUUGGAACGGCUCUACAUACGUUAGUACAGCUCUACAUACGUUAGAACGGCUCUAUGUUAGAACAGCUCUACAUACGUUAGAACGGCUCUACAUACGUUACAAGGGCUCUACAUACGUUAGUAAAGCUCUACAUAUGUUAGAACAGAUCUAGGUUAGAACAGCUCUACCUAUAUUAGAACAGCUCUACAUACAUUAGUACAGCUCUACAAAUGUUAGGACAGCUCUACAUACUCUACAUUAGUAAAGCUCUACAUAUGUUAGAACGGCUCCAUGUUAGAACAGCUCUACAUAGUUCUGCUCUUGUAUUAAUGUAGUGUUUGGCAGUUUAGUAAAGUCUGACUCAAGUGGAAGCUGUCAUGAAUGAUGAGCCCUUCCAUGUCUUUGUGGGUUGUUAAACAGAGCAGAACCCUGAAUGCUCCUAGUUCCCAUUUUAUUUAGCUACAUUUCCUGACCCGCAGACAUUCGCUAGCUCUAGAACCAGAGAACGUACCCACAGGUUGUUACCAAACUCUUCCCAGACUGAAGACUAGGUUGUAGUUGUUGUUUAUGUGGUUCUUCCUUCAGCUGAUUCGUUUCCAGUCUAACUGUUGCCCGGGUCACUUUUCUGAUGUUGCUUUGAAAACAUAACAUUUGUUGUUCAUGUGUAAAAACAGUUUUGGGAGCAGAGCGACAUGAAGCUUAUGUUGAAUAAUUACCUCUGCUUCGCUGUGUUUCUAGCUUUUAAUGGGCUUUUUAAUUUCCAUACUGAGACCACAGAACCCGACUUUAGACCUUUUCCCAACUUAAUUGCUACUUCAGCGAGAGAAAUGUCAGUGUACACUCUUCUCCCGCCUGAGCACACAGUGAUGGCUGCUAAUUAAUUAGUAAAGUUUACAGUUUCCUGGCCUGUGAGCGGCUCAGUGGACGCUAAUGGCUGAGGAGGCCUCCUGUCGGCCGCGUCGACGAGUCUGUUUACCGAUAAGCAAAGCUGAACCUCUUCCCAUAGAGACAAAGGGAACAGCUUGUGUUGGUGUUGUUGAUGAACUAAGGGCUGUUUCUCUUAAGCCGCGUCUUCUCGGAGCCUCCUUGCUUUUUGUGUGGAGGUGAACAACUCAUAAGCGUGUGAAAAAAAGCUGUCAUGCAAUAUAACAUGCUGGAGGUUUGUACAUCAGCUCAUCUGCCCAUGAAGAUGUGCAGGACGUUGGACCUUCUUCUGUUAAAUCCACGACAUCACUGCAAACCAAGGUCAGUUCAUGAGUCUCCUCCUGCUGUCAACCAAAAGCCAUUUAGGCCUGAACCCUUUGAAUCCUUUACCCACGAGGCUUUGGGGGGCGCUGGACCCUGAUGUUGAGCUCCACGUCCUCAUACUUUGCAUACUUUGAUUUUGCUGGACUGCUGCUGUUGGGUCUGUUCACCGCGUCCUUCCAGCUGCAGACAGUUGUGUGUUGUCUGAUGAACAGUUGUGCUGUGAACUGCUGCUUGUGGAAUCAGUUCUAAUAUGUCGAACCGUGGUACAAACGACCAAAUACUGUCAACAAGGGUCAUGUGGAUGUCUUGUGGGAGCGGCCACUUCCUGUCUGCUCAGCCGCUUCACGCCGUGUCUGGAGCGGCCGUCCUCCUGCUCCCGCUGUCCCUCGCUGAGGCUGCCGUCCAACAGGCCUCUUCAGAACCAUUCUGUUCAUGUGCUCAUCAGCUCUGACCCGUCUGAUGUCUGAAGCCGCCUGAAGUGCUCUCUCAGUAUUUGUUCUGCUGGAGCUUUACAUAUGUUUCUGUUUAAAUAAAUCUAUUUUACCUGAAA